Molecule: messenger RNA, 4447 nt
Organism: Clupea harengus (Atlantic herring)
Lineage: Eukaryota; Metazoa; Chordata; Actinopteri; Clupeiformes; Clupeidae
Gene: olfm1b
Product: olfactomedin 1b
Biological process (GO): signal transduction
Source: RefSeq, a predicted model, not a curated record
AUAGGGGCGGUAGUCUCCCAUGCAGACAUAACCUGACAUCACAUCGCGCGCUCAACCCCUCUAUAUAGACCCUGCGUGACGCCACCCCCUCUCACUUAUCUAUCGUAAGCUCGGGCUGUCUGUGUGUACUCUCAGUCUUUGCCAUUUAGUUACGGACUGCGCGUGCCGCACAAGAGCGGUAGCUGAGGGCGUGAACGAACGAAAAAAAUAAGAGCGGAAAGAGACGCGAGUGUCACUAGUUCGUCGAAGAAACCUGGACACAUUAUUGUUGCCGCUCCCCACCUUGACUUUUUCUCGUCUUUGAUAUUCUUCUUGAUCAUCGGGGUUCUUUCUAAAAAUCUCUGAACCCCCUCUAUCUGACGAACAGAAAUGCGAGAGGAGAGCGUACAAGAGCCGGGGAGAGUGCAGGAGAUAAUGCAUCAGGCUGCUCCAGGCACCGGGGCUUAUCCCCCCUUUUCCCCGCUAGAUUGUGUGGAAUGAAGGUUCUAAGUUGGUAAAGCAUCACGCAAUAUUAGAGAUCAUGUCGGUGCCUUUGCUGAAGAUCGGAGUGGUGCUCAGCACUAUGGCUAUGAUCACCAACUGGAUGUCCCAGACGCUGCCCUCACUAGUGGGACUCAAUACCACCAAGCUCACCGCAGCGCAGGGAGGCUACCCGGACAGGAGUACUGGAGUGUUGCCAGCUAACCCGGAGGAGUCCUGGCAGGUGUACAGCUCGGCUCAGGACAGCGAGGGCAGGUGUGUGUGUACGGUGGUGGCUCCCCAGCAGACCAUGUGCUCCCGAGACGCUCGCACCAAGCAGCUCCGCCAACUCCUGGAGAAGGUGCAGAACAUGACCCAGUCCAUCCAGGUCCUGGACCAGCGGACGCAGAGGGACCUGCAGUACGUCGUGAGGAUGGAGGACCAGCUCCGAGGCCUGGAGACCAAGUUCAAACAGGUGGAGGAGAACCACAAGCAGAACAUCGCCAAGCAAUUGAAGACCAUAAAGGCGAAAAUGGCGGAGCUUAAGCCUCUGAUACCGGUGUUGGAGGAGUACAAGGCGGAUGCCAAAUUGGUUUUGCAGUUUAAGGAGGAGGUGCAGAACCUGACGGCAGUUCUGAGCGAGCUGCAGCAGGAGCUGGGUGCCUAUGACUACGACGAGCUGCACACCCGAGUCAAUAACCUAGAGGAGAGGCUGCGAGCCUGCAUGCAGAAAUUAGCAUGUGGUAAGCUGACGGGUAUUAGCGACCCCAUCACCAUUAAGACCUCCGGCACUCGUUUCGGUUCCUGGAUGACCGACCCGCUGGCUCCUGAGGGAGACACCAGAGUGUGGUACAUGGACGGCUACCACAACAACCGCUUUGUGCGCGAGUACCGCUCCAUGGUGGACUUCAUGACGACGGACAACUUCACGUCCCACCGGCUGCCCCACCCCUGGUCGGGCACGGGCCAGGUGGUCUACAACGGCUCCAUCUACUUCAACAAGUUCCAGAGCCCCGUCAUCAUCAAGUACGACUUCCGCACCUCCAGCAUCAGCAAGUCCCAGCGGCUGGACAACGCCGGCUUCAGCAACUCCUACCACUACUCCUGGGGCGGCCACUCCGACAUCGACCUGAUGGUGGACGAGGGAGGCCUCUGGGCCGUCUACGCCACCAAUCAGAACGCCGGCAACAUCGUCCUCAGCAAGCUCAACCCGAUGACGCUGCAGAUCAUCCGCACGUGGAGCACCAACCACCCCAAGCGCAGCGCCGGCGAGGCCUUCAUGAUAUGCGGCACGCUCUACGUCACCAACGGCUACUCGGGCGGGACCAAGGUGUACUACGCCUUCCAGACCAACUCCUCCACCUACGAGUACAUCGACAUCGCCUUCGAGAACAAGUACUCGCACAUCUCCAUGCUGGACUAUAACCCGCGGGACCGCGCCCUCUACGCCUGGAACAACGGACACCAGGUGCUCUACAACGUCACGCUCUUCCACGUGAUACGCUCCGAGGAGCUGUAACCGUGGCGGAUGGGAAGAAUGGACGUAUAGUCGUCAGACUUUUUAACGGAGGAGCGAAUAAGCUCCUGUGGAAGAAGGGAUGAGUACCUGGAGGAGAGAGGCGCUGAAGGAGUACGGAGUAAUAUGUGUGUGUGUGUGUGUGUGUGUGUCAAAUGUGUGUGUGUGAGACAUUCAACAUUCGUGGGACGCAUGAACAUAUAUGUGGAUUAUUGUGGCAUUGAUGCCGUUUCGCUGAUGACACGGGACAAAAUAACGGUGACCGGUUUGCAAACCAAAAAGAAAAAAAAAAAGAUAGAUACAUUAUAUUACAUAUGUAAAGAGAUCUAUGAAACAGUAAACAGAGAGAAGACUGAAAAAAAACAACAACAAAAAAAAAACAAAUCAGCAAACAGAUGCCAAAUAACGUUGCGCCUUUUUUCUACAACAUGAGAAUCAUUCCAUCGGCUUUGUUUCUGUUGUGACAAUCGCCUCUCCUUCGUGCUCAGUGGGUGAAGCUUCACAAUGGCAGAAGAUGGGAUUGGUUAUGGACAUUUAGCAAAGACUGACUGCUUCCUGUCCCUGUCUUGUUGCUAUAUGGCACACUCUCUCUCUCACACACACACACACACACACACACACACGCAGCUAAUGAAGGGGAACAAGAACGGUGCUACACACGAAGAAAAACACUCACACAUGCACAAAAUCAAAGUCACCACCUACGACCAUAAUCUGUCCACACAACAAAGCCGUCUAACAGUAUGAUAUAUCAAAAUAUAUGAAGAAUGAAAAUACAAGAUGGUCUAUAAAAGAAUAUAAGAGAACAUAGAACUGGAGGCGCAGACUGUUGGUGUUCUUGUAAUGUUACAUGUUAAAAAAAGCGUCAUCUGACCUUAAAUGUUGGAGAAGAAAAUUAUAUAAAAAAAAACAGCUUCAUUUUUGCAUGAACAUUUUCUACCACUUGACCUCUGCCAGUAGGAAUGCUUCUGUUGACGUGAUGCUGUGAAUCAUAGUUAAUGGGGAGGGGGGGUUGGGUUAGGGUGGGACCGGGGCUGUAUGUCUCUGUUUUUUGGGGAGGUAGUGGAGCUUUGGGGGAAUAGGGUUUGUCUUUUGAGUUUAAAAGACGUGUGGCUUGAAUUUUUGUUCAUAUUGGUUUCCUUGCCAUUUCUACUUCUCCUCCUCGUCUUCCUCCUCCUGCUCUUUAUCCUUUAUUCCCUUCUCCUCGCCUCUCCUCUUAUGCCCCUCACCCCAUGCCUCCUCCUCUUCUUCCUCCUUCCUCUUGAGUUUCUCUCUCGCUCUCUCUGUUGCUUCAGUUAACUCUUUCCAAAGUCGCCAUCAUGGUUGAAGCAGAAUGUAUGACAAGUUAAGUCUGCCUGAUCUGCCUAACUCUCCGAGUCACGGGUCUCAAAGUGGUCCCAGCAUUGGCGUGCGGGGAUAUCCAACAAACACAAACAAAGACAAAACAAAGCAUGGUUGAGAACCUCCAACCUAGCAGCAAAACAUAGCAGUUUCCCUUUUCUCAGAACAGAAAUUUCAGAGGUAGAGGUGUUGUAGGUCAAUCCUCUCCCAACUCCUACAUUACCUAGGCCCUCCUACACUCUAUAUGUGGCUUCGUCAAAAUACUGAUGCCAUUCACUUCAUGAUCUUAACUGACACCUUCUUUGUCAGAAAGGUGAAAUAGACCAGGAAGAUCGAUCCUCCACUUGAUCUUCCCCCUCAAUGAUUGGUCGAAAACGAGAGCCUGCACACCCCCAGUUGAUGGGAUCAUUUUGAGACCCGUACUCUAAAAUCUCACCAGUCUGCUUUGUAAUGUAGCCUCUCCGGAAGGCUUGUGCUUUCUUAGAGAGACCCUUGUGAGAUGCUACACGACGACCUUAUGUAUUCCUUAUGGAAGGCUGUGCAGUCCUGUAGUUCCUUAUGAGAGUCUGUGCAGUUUCGGACAGCCCUUUUGUGUCUUACAGCGCCUUGUGUAGCUCCCAUAAAAAGGCUUCUGGAAGCUUCUUCAAUUCUCACAAGAUUCUCCAACGGCUUUUGAGAUGCUAUGCAGUCUAAAUUAGCUUCAUGAGAAUCUCAAGAGAGUUUAUGGAAGUCUUGUGUAGCCUCAAUCAGGAGUUAUGCAGUGUUCUGAACCCCUUGUAUAUUCCUUAUGAGGGGCUUUGCAGAUUUCUUAUAAGAGUCUUACACCAUCUUGUGCAGUCUCUUGCGGAACCUACACAUUUUCGAGUGGAUCUUCCACAAGGGCAGUUGUGGCAUUUGUGGUGUACUGUGUGGCCUGUGCCUGUAAGAUCAAAAUUGUCCUGAGUUGGUCUUCUAAGAAGCUGCGUGGUUCUGUUCUGUGAAGCCCCUGUGAGGGUCUGGCACUGGCCUGUGUAGUCACGUAGCAGAGGGCUCUGGCUUUCACUCCGUCUGUGCUUCUGUUGGAUGUGUGCUGUCCCUGCCAUGAGUUUACGGUUCGUAUUAUUAAUAAACUGGGGAAUACUUAAGCUGAAA